AGUGAUCGCUCGGACGCCACACGCGCUGCACGUCCCCUCUCGCCGCUCUGAAUGAACAAAAAAAAACACCCGACCCCGAGUGACCCCAAAAGUGCAUAUGAGCGGCCGACACGAACGAAACGACGUCGCGAACACAUUCCGCGAAUAACUCUUUAAUUAUUAUUAAUUUAAACUAACCGCUUCGCUAUAACAUAUGUGAGCUUAUUUAACUGUUUACAAUACGCAAAUUAACAUAAGGUGAAAUAUUACGGACUGUGAACUUGAAGUAAAGUUUUGAUUUAAAUAAAUGUUAACGAGCGUUCUGCGUUAGGCCCGAGGCGAUACCAGCGGUCAGUAUGUCUGAAGGAGACGUAUCCCUCAUUCGCGACGAGGACGUAUUACGUCGGAUGUGGCAGCAGACUGAGGACUUCUCCCGAAAAAAAGAGAUUCGUGCGCACAUGUACAGACUAAGGGAGGAACGCCUGCGCAACCUUUACUCGCCCGAACCCGGCGCGGAAUCUAAAGGUUGUGAGUUUUCAUCAACCCAGGGCCACGUGAAAUCAUUCGCUGACCAGAGCUUCCAAUCCAUGAAGAGCAAGGAGGUUCGAGAUGCGGGCUCUCCGCCCAAGGAGUUUACGUACCGCGGCCAAGAUCUCAAGGAGCUAUCCAACGCUGGAUGGAAUGUAGAAUCUGAGAACAAAACGACGGAUGAUGGGCACACGCACGUGAAAUCUGUUCAUGCCAACAUCGAGGGUCAUUACGACGUCGACGGAGGUCGUGGCCAGUUCGCAGCUGUUGACCACAACAAACAAGCUAUUACGGAAUACGAUGACGGUAACACCAGCCUGAAGCGUAAUGAGAACGUGUCUAAUACUGCAGCUCGCGAGCAAGUCGUGCGCAAAACGGACGAUGGUACACAAUUUUCAUCAACGACAAGUUCAUCGACGUCCACAUCCAAAUUUGAACAAAUAUCGUCAAACAAACAUGAAUCUGUGCCAUUUACUAAUGAUAACUAUGACCUAUCGCCUCAAAAAUAUAAUACUAACCGCAACGAAAACAGUUCGACUAGAUUAACAAAAUCAAACGAUUAUGAACAAAAUUUGAGAUCUGAUUUUGAUCACGGUGAGAUAAUAUCUAGAAAAAUUGACUAUCCGGAUGAGAAUACAAAAGUUAUUGUAGAGACUAGAUGUCUUCCCGAUGGUACAAGAGUGACUAGUACUCGUCGGGAGUUCCGUGCCCCAGCGGUACAGACAAGUCGUUCAGAGCAACACUCCCAUGAAACAAGGACUGAAAAUAAAUCAUCUUCGUAUGCGACCAUGGAGCAACGAUCACAUGUGAGUGAUUCUGCAUCUAAAACUUUGCGUGAAACCAUUGACAAUUCUAGACGUGAUAUUGUAGAUUCGCAAAAGAUUAUUGAUAGUAAUGAUUUUAAUAAAAAUCAGUAUUUCGAUUAUUCAAAUGACAAAAUUGUUCGUGACCAUGAUUCUGUGGACAAAAUUAAGGACCAAGAUUAUAAAACUAAUAUCAACGAAAAUACGAUGCGCGAUGUUUUCACAUCGAAUGUCGAUGAACAUACUAAACAUUUUGACACUAAUGAGACACAUGAUAGAAAUACGAAAAAUAUUGAGGAACGCAUUCAUAACAUAACCCGUGAAAAUAUCGUAACAGAAAGAAAAACUAGCUCUGAUCAAUAUGAGUCGACAUAUAAAUCUGAUUAUACUCAAAAGAAAAUAAGUCACGACUGGAGCCCAGCUCACCAAGCGUGGGCAAGUACUCUACGUUCCGAUACACCAACUAGACCAUCUACAAGAGCUUCUUCUCCUGGAAGCAAAACUUUUAAGUCAAGCACAUCUUCUUUAAGGAGUAGUGUUAGCCCUGAUAAAUCACACAGGAAACCUUCUAGUCGAGGAGGCAGCCCUAGUAAAGUGGACAGGUAUUCUCCAACUAGCACUGUUUCUGAAAAAAAUUCCAGUCAUUAUUCUUCCAAUACAAUUACCGAAAAGACAAACAGGGUUACGAGCCCAGAUAGGAAACUGCAAUAUAACUAUCGUCCAAGAUCAAGUGCAAGUCCAGAAAAACAACACUACCCUGCACAUGGACCAAAUUCAAGCCCGGACAGGAAGAAGUCUCCCCUCAACGACAAAACAACAUCUCCAAGGUCUAAUUUAAGCCCUGAAAGAAAAAUAAACACAACACAAUCACCCUUAACCCCUUCAGAUAGUCGCAGCCCAUCACCGAAGAGGCAAAUUCCUGAUUCAAGAAAAACUAAACCCCAUCAAGAUAGUGACUUACUAGUAAAACAUGAAGAAGUUGACAUUUUUUCAUAUUCUACGAUUAAAACUAGCUCUAUCGAUAAAGCUAAAAGAACUCUAAGUCCAAGUCCAGAUCGCAAAAAUAAGCAAAAGCCAUCUUCGCCAACAAAGAGUGUCUCUGAACCAAUACAGAAACAUUCCAAAGAGCUAUCACCAUCGAGAAAGAUACCUCAAGGAGAAAAAGAAGAAACUGAUAAUUUGCCUGGUUACAUGCGACCAACUGCUGCUAGUAAACCGAUAGCAAAUAGUCCUGACCGUAAAAACUAUGACACUUCCGUAAAUAGAGUCAAACAAGAACAUUACAAAUUUGUUGACGAGGAAACUAAAAUGUAUUCCCUAGCGGACAACGAACAUAAAAAACACACUUUCGAAGAACAAGUUAACAUAGAUUUAUCUCCUGAUGUAAAUAAUUCUGAACCUACUGAAGCCAAGGAACUAUCUAAAGACCGUUCACCAAGUCCCAAUAAAUACUUACAAAAAAAACCAUCUCUCACAAGAGAAAGUCCUGUUAAAGAUAUUCCCAAAGACAUUGACGUUUCUUCAAAAGAACAAACUCGUCGUACGAAUAAUUCAUCUACUAGAGAAAUGUCUUCAAAAGAUGAAACUGAGUAUAUAGACACAACUACGAGGAGUCCGAUUAAAUCUGGGGCAACCUUGACAGAUUUUCAAUCUCGAACACAAAGAAAUAAAUCACCGAGCCCUGAUAAAUCAAGAGAUAGCCCAAAUAAAGAUACACCAAUUGCUGAUUUCUGUGUUACCAACAAGCAACCAAACUAUGACAAGUCAAGAGAUGAAUAUCAUCCUGAUACUGAACAAAAAUUUGGCCCCUCUACAUUGACACAAACUUGUCAAAAUAAUAAAUCGAAAUCUCCAGACUCGAUUUACCCCAAAUCUGAUAAAACUUUCACAAGACGUAGUCCAUCGCCCACUAAACAUGAUUCAAAAUCUUAUAGUGACGCUAAAAUAAUAAAAACUAGCUCUGAUAAAUGUUUUGAUAUUGACGAAACUUCUACAAACAUUAAAACAACAAAAACUGAUAUCUGCGGAGAGGAUUCUACAAAACAAAAUGUAACGUUAAUUUUGGAUAAAGAUUCUCAGAGACCUAAUACACAAACAAGAGAACGUUCACCACCAAAAAAAUCGAUACAAGAAAAAUACCCAAGAGAACCUUCACCACCUAAAAAAAUUAUACAAGAAAAACACCCAAGCAGUGUAGAUAACUCUAAAAUAGAUCAUGUUAUUUUACAAACUCCAACAGAUAAAACACCUAGAGAUAGAACUUCCCCCGAUAAAUCUAAAUCUCCUGUACGAGAAAACAAAUAUCAACUUGCUUCUGAGUUUAUUAACAUUGAAAAGGCUACUGAAGAAAUUAAUAAAAAUACAACGAUAGAACGUCCAAGACAACUUAUAACACCUUCAACAAGUCCGACCAGAAAACCAAAAACUGUAGAAAAAGAAUCGUCUUCUUUACAAAGUUCACCAACAACAUCCGUGAGCGGCUUCGAAUAUUUUAGCUCUCACCAAACAGAUGAAAGUAUGGUUACAGAUUUAGAUGAACAAUUUUAUUCUGAAAAUACAACAGAAUUUAUCAAUAAUGAAAAAACAAAAGAUGUUAGGAAUCCAUUGUUAACGAAAAUUCCCUGCAGAUCACCAUCACCAGAAAAACGUUCAACAAAAGAUAGUCUUCCUAGAAAAAGCUCAUUGAAAAAACCAAGUAACCAGGUCUCACCGACAGAAAAACCUCCAUCCAAUUUCCUCGUUUCACCUAAUGUAGAAACUAAAGAAUUUAUUGACAGUAAUGUAAUAAAUAAAGAUUACUCUGGUAAAGAACAUGAUAAACCCGUUAAACCUAAGCCUCCAUUUGAAAGACGUGAAACAUACGAAGAAAGAUGUCGAAAAAUUUUAGGGAUGACUGAACAUGAUUCGAAUGAAACCAAUAUUCCACAAGAUUCGACAGAUUACCAACCAUCAGAAUCAAACAUUAGUUCACCGAGUGUAUCGCCAUGUCAUAGUUCUUCGCCGGAAAAUAAUUUUAUACACAAAGAUACUUUAAAAAACACUUCAGAAAAAAUAAAAGAGAAAAAAGUUUUGGUAAAUGAAAAUGAUAAUAAAUCAACUACCACUCAAAUAACUAUUUCAGAAACUCGUAAAAAAAAUAAAAUUCCAUCUAGAGAACCAUCUCCCUGCAAAAUUCAAAAUAUUAUUACCGAAGACAAGGGUACUAGUCAGUAUACAACAAAUGUAAAAAAAAUUGAAAAUGAAUCAAAGAGAACAACUUCUAGUUCAAAAAUUCAAAGUGAAGGUACAGACGAGCAAAUUUAUGACAUCAAACCUAAUCGUUUAAGUGUUAGUCCCGAAAAGAAAAUUGAACAACAAUAUUUACCAAAAAAACGCGUAAUUUGUCCAGACCAGAUGCCUGAAGAAGUUGACAGUAAAUUGAUUGAUAAUUUCCCUAAAAAAACAAUUGACGAUGCAGCUACUCUUACUAAAUCUACAAAGAAACCAAUGAAAGCGGUCAUAUCAUCCGAGUACGAAGAAAAUUAUACUACAGAGGGUAUUAUACAAGAUAAUGUUACAAACAUUAUUGAAGAUGUAACAGAUUACGUCAAACCGAGGUCUUCUAUAUCUCCUUCACGUAAGGCGGUUAAGAAAACUUCUUCCCCUACAAGAAAUACUGAUGAUAAGUCUUCAACAACCACAUCAAACACAACAUUUGACUACAGUACUGAAUUUAUAAUAUCUGAAAAAGAAAAAGAAGUUUUAGACAGGGUACAAAAAUCUUUGAGAAAACUUUCACCAGAACGUAUCGUAAAAUCUCCUGAUCGUGAAAAGAGUACUCCUAAAUCAACAACUUUAAGAGAUUUAAAAAUAAUUUCUAAAACCGAAAACAUUGAAGAUGUUUCAAUUAAAAAUAUUACACAAAUAAAUAAAUCACUGAAUGAAGAGGUUACAAUAACGGAGAAACAAAAAAUUGAAAAGCCCAAAGAUCAGAAAAUAUCGAGUAAACCUCCAUCGAGAAAUGUCUCGCCAACGAAAAAAGUUUCGAAUGUAUCUCCUACACCAGCAAGAAGUAUAUCACCUAAAAAACCAAUAUCACCGACUGAAAGACCACUAUCACCACAGGUACCCAGAGUAAGUGGCAUAAAACCGAGAGAACCAGUUUCCUCUCAUCUCAGAAAAUCUUCACCUUCUACAUCAUCACCAACAAAGACAGAUAAACCGUUUGUAUCAGAUGUUAAAAAAGUUGCAGCUAUUACAAAGCAAUUUAAUCAUACAAAAGCAGCUGUUAAUAUUAAACCGUCAAAUACUAAGAUAUCACCGGCAAAUGUACAGAAAACAGAACAAGAACCUAAAAAGACAUUUUUAAGCAAAGGCAAUAAGGAAAAUGUUAAGAAAGAUUUAGACUCAAAAGUAACACGAACCUCUAGUGACAUAGCAUUAAAAUCAAAAAAAGUUUUGCCACAGAAAAUUAGAUCCAAACCUGAAAUCCAAGUUAAUGAUUUUUCUACAAACAAAAAUUAUAAACAUACAAUCACUACAACUAAAUCACAAAAAACAACAACAAAACUACCCACAAGUAAACCAAAAUCAGCAACAUCCUUAAAUACCUCGAUUGAUGAUGAUGAUGAUGUAAUUAUAGAUGUUCAGCAAGCUAAAUCAUCUCGUGAAAAUUCUCCAGAUCGUAUAUGCCCGACGCCUGUAGGGUAUUCGGAUGACGUUGGUACUUCUAGGCUUCCUGAUGAAGUAAAAGAACCAGAUGAAGAAUAUCAAAAACGUGGAUAUCAUACGAUACAUGAAACUGAAUCUCUAGUAGAUGAUAUUGUGGAAAUAAGUGAAGAUGAAGAGCUGUUUGUUAAAAGAAGAGAAGAUGAAUUAAAAAAGACCGACGAUCAUCUUUUGAGUGUUAACAGCAAGGUAUCUAAAUUUUUGUCAAAAAUAGGCGACGUCGCUAAAACCAAAGAUACGACUACGAGAUUUAAAGAAACAGAAAGAAAAGUACACUCUGACUUUGAUGAAAAUUUAAAAUCAGAUGACUGCUUAUUAUCCGUAUCAGAGAAAGUUAAUAAGUUUGCUAAAGGGCCUCUUGAUAGAAAAGACAAGAGCCCCUCACGUAAUAUCGUAGAAGAAUUUGACAAACAUACAACAUAUCAGGACGAUUAUACUAAAUUAAGCGUAAAUGAUAAAGCUCAUUUAUUCAUUGAAACAGCUGAAAACGUUAAGUCUACUAAAACUAAACCAGCACAAAAAAUUGAGCGACCUGAUCUUCAUGAUGUUGAUGAUGCAUUGAAAACCGACGAUUGCUUACUCAGUGUAUCAGAUAAAGUUAAUAAGUUUGUAAAGACCGCUGAACAAUUUUUAAAUGAAACACUAGAAGUUGAAGAAAAAGAAAAAAAAAUUAAAGAACAGCAUGACAAAAUUAUGAGGAAAAUUGUGGAAAAUAUCGAUGAUAAUGUUUCUAAUGUAAAAAUUAACAGUGAAAAAGAAAAUAUCGAAGACGUAUCGAAAGUAAAAUCCGAUGUUGCUGACAACGUAAGACGAAGUUCUUUUGCUAAAGAAACCACGUCAUCACAUGCAAAAGUAAAAGAAUUCAUUAGCCCAAAUCUUAAAACAGCCGAAAAGCCUUCAAACGUAAAAGUAACGACUCUUCGUAGUAAUGAGGCCGUAAAGAAAGCUAAAGCUUUGUUUGAAAAUAUUGCCACAACUACUACUACUACCACGAAUCGAAAGACAAAAGAUAUUUCUCAAACGAAGUCUUCGAAAUUAACUGAAAAAAUUGUAACAAAGAAGUCUCCUAAAGUGGAUUCGACAAAAAGUCCACAAUAUUCUAUUAAUGAUGAAAACAAAAAUAACAAUGAAAAUGAAAACAAGCCAAAAUAUUUACCAGUUGAUACAACGCAAGAACCUUCGGAUGAAACCAUAAUAGAGUGUCGACCUCAAAAAAGUCCAACGCCAUUAAGACAACGUUCGCCUGAUAACAUAGCUAAAUCUCCUUCACGCAAAACCUCGGAUUUCAAUACACCUACGUCACAGAUCCAUUCUGUUACUGAUGUACUUAAAAGAGACAACUCUGGAUUAGAAAGACCUGAAAAAUCAAAAGAUAAAGUACCCGGCUAUCAACAGCCUACAAAAACCAGCCAAAUGAAAGAAGAAGUAAAAACGAUAGAUGAUAGUGAGAUAAGUAGUAGACGCGGAAGUGGGAAGUUUGGAGUUGAACUUCGGCGAACGAGUACCGAGAGAUCUACUGUCAGUACUGAACGUCGACGCAGUAGUAUUGAACACUAUCAGCCCUGCAUAGAAGAUAUCUUCGACUUGGACCUCUUAGAACAAAUGUUGGAGAAGGUCGUCGGUUAUGAGCAGAGACGUCGCAUUAGAGCCCAAAUACGAGUAGCUAAGAAGAAAGUAGAGAAAGGGCAAGUCGAUACAAAUACUGUCACAAAAACGAAGCAAACUGUUAGUAAAAUGACUAAGACUCAAUCACCUGAACGUCAAAAUAAAUCACCAGAACGUCAAGUCAAAUCUACAAUUCAAAAAGCAGCUUCUCCUGAACGACAACCCCAAAAGUAUUCGUCUCCAGUAAGGCAGCCUCAGAUAACUUCUUCCCCUGACCGUCAUAUACAGAAAUGUCGUUCUCCUGAACGUGAUCUAACAUCAACAACGCAUAUAACGUUGUUAUCAGAGCGAACGGAAUCAGAAGAAGUUAAACACUUGUUGAAUGGUAAUUCAAAAGAUACUAUUACCUUAUCAGAAAAACAAAUUAGAUCGAGAACUCCAGAUAAAUUACCUACAAAAGCACCACCCAAAUCUAAAAGUCCAAUUCGCAAACACAGCCCCGAUAAAAAAUCUAGACCUCUGUCACCAACUAAAACGCCUUCCACAAAACCAAAAUCAAAUCGUUUUAGCGAAUAUGCUACUGCGUAUAUGAAAAAAAUCGGAUUGAAAGAUUCGGACAAAACUAUCGAUGUUAAGCUAAAAAAAGUACCUAUUAAUGAAUUGAAAACAAAAACAAUAGAAACUCACCAUGCGAUUGAAUCUAAACAUUCAUUGACUUCUACUAAGACAUCUGAGCGCAUAUCGUCGAAAGAUACAGUAGAAGUUACUCAUAUUAAUGGGAAAAGGUCACCUUCACCACAAAAGUUCGAUAAAAGCCGUUCUCCACAAAGAAAGUUCUCUCCUGACCGUAAAGUUCACAGUCCUGAACGUUCUCAAAUUAGUCCAGAACGGUCACAUCGAAAUACAGAACACCUUCGGCACAGUCCCGAUCGUGCAAAGCAUAGUCCAGAACGUGCUAGGCUUAGUCCAGACCGUGCUAAGCAUAGUCCGGAACGUGCUAAGCAUAGCCCAGAACGUGCUCAGCAUAGUCCUGAACGUACUCCGCACAUUCUUGAAAAUACUCAGCAAACCCCUCGACGCAGAUAUGAUAGUCCAGAAAGAUCACCUAGUCCAGAGAUGGCUCGUCAAAAAUCUGACGUCAAUAAAAGCCAAAUUAGUAAGGAAACUAUUAUAAAAACAGUAUUUGAUAUUGAGAAGAAAAUUCCACAAAAACCCAAGCAAGAAGACAAACCUUCGUGGGUAACGAACAGAAAUUUAAAGAAAAUAACAUCGGAAAGUCGCACGUUUAGUACUAAAAAGAUAGAACCAGAGAAACCAAAAUACCGACAACUGAGUCCAUCUAAGGUUAUUUCAAAACCCAUUGAUGUUAUAACUUCUAGCUACGGUCCAGGGCCUCUCGAUACAGACGGUAAACCUCUGUUUGGUAUAAGAGCCUUGAGAAAGGGAUCUUCUAACUAUCAAGUGAAAGGUACUGUCAUUCGUCAAGAGUUCCAUUCGCGGAACGGAGGCGAACCUGAGGGCACGGUCUCCGUCACAGCGUACUCGACGGAACCAAAGGACUUGGAAAGAUUGCUCGAAGUUCAAGGAGAUAAGCCUUCGAGGCUUCAUGGCUUGGCCGCUAUUACUACAACAAAAAAGUUCGGCGGAGAUACCGGAACAACUUUUAGCGAGGUUCAUAACAAAGAAGAACGCGCAUCACUAGACCAGUUCACACAUAGCGAUCGCCGAGUCACUGAAAGCACAAUAACCAGCGGUAGUAGCAGCUUGGACAGAAAAGGACAGACAUAUGCACAGAAAGACAAAAUCGUAGAGAUCGAUAACGAAGAAAGAUUCGGACAUAAGGAGAGAUCGGAGCGAAUUAUAGACACGCAUGAAAAACGUGGAAUAAGUGGCGUUAAAUCAGAAACAACAGGAAGUGUCAAUAAACAAAAUAACACUAGAACGCAGAAAGACAAAGUCGAGAGGAGUGUAGAUAUGCAAAGAAGAGGGAAAGAGAUGUCAGAGAAAACAGAGAAACGCAUGGAAGAACGGAAGACAGUCAGACAGAAUUCCGUUAAAUCGCUCACAGAGAAAUACAUUAAGAGUGCAAGCGAGACUUCGAAAUCUGAACGGCACAUAUACCCGAGAGCGGGACUGAUCUUGCGCACCGCCUCUAUGAAGGACAGUGUCUCCAGCGAUUCGUCAGCUCACGCUGGUCUCACGCGUACGGACAGCGAACAGAGUCUAGGCUCUGAGGAUGAAAGGGUGACUACAACCACCACCGAAGAAGUCGGGGACGGCGUACGCACUACGACUACCACCACAACGCGAUCGGGUCACACUCGCGGUCAAGAGCGGUCUUUCCUCGACAGCACCACGAAGGUCACCGGGGUACAAGACAUACUGACUAGGAUGAAGAAUGCUGAUAUUGUGAUCGAGGAGGGUGACAGCAGCGCGGACACAGAAGCACGUGCUCUGCUGAAUAAGUUUCUAGGCGCCACCGUGCUCAUGGCUGGUAUGCAGAGCUAUGUCACAGAAAAGCCUUCUGGAAAGGUUUUGGUCAAACAAGAGACAGUGCAAAGCAGCGGCGGGAAGGUGAGCAGCAGCCGGCACGUGGAGGAGAUCGACAUCGAGCAGUGCUGGGACGAGCGCGUGUUGCGCAAGCUCUUGGACGAGUGCACAGACUACGAGCAACGUCGCCGACUGCGCGCUCGCAUCCGCACACUAAUGGCUGAACAAGAAGCAUGUGCGAGCGCUGUGACCGAGGCGUUAGCAGCUGCUGGAGAGACGGUAGAAACAGAGGAGCAGUCCGGAGAACGCGACGAAGAGGAAGUAACGACUGUAACAUCGAGCGUGAGGAGGAACUCGUCCGAAAAAACAGUUAGCAGUACCACCACUACUAAAACUUCGAAAGUGAUUGAGAGUAUGACUCGACCGGCGCCAAAACCCGUGUCGCCGUUCGCCAAGUUCCGUCAACUCGAAAAGCAAAAUUCUACUAACAGUCCCAACUCGCCCAAGAGCCCGCAGAGCCCGGGCUCUCCGUCGCAGCCUUACUUCAAGUUCACGGACCCCGCGCUGCAAGCCAGCGCCGUCACUAUUAAAGAGCGUUUGCUGCAUUGGUGUCGCGACAAGACCCGGGAAUACGAGAAUGUGAAGCUGGAGAACUUCUCGACGAGCUGGGCGGACGGGCUCGCGUUCUGCGCGCUGGUACACCACUUCCUGCCUGACGCGUUCGACUACUACGCACUCACGCCCGACAAGCGCCGACACAACUUUACGCUCGCCUUCAAAGUUGCUGAUGAGAAGGCGGGCAUCUACCCGCUCCUGGACGUGGACGACAUGGUCGCGAUGCGCAAGCCGGACUGGAAGUGCGUGUUCACGUACGUGCAGUCCAUCUACCGCCGGUUCAAGGACGAGCAGUGACGUCACGUCGCGUCCGUCGGUCUGAGCGACGCAGUAGUUGAACGUUUGAGUCACAAAUAUAUUAUCGUGGAAGAUUCGUGAGUCCAAAGAGCGUAUGUUGUUGAUAUUGUUUGUUCGUGUGUUAUGUUUGUCAGAUGUUUAUUCGCCAGUGUCCGCCCAACUCGCCGUUUCUCCGAGCGCCGUCUCGUAUAGAGUCCUCCUAUUUAUUGUAAUCUAAAGAUGUAUGUGAUUUUUUUAUAUUAGCUUUUAAGUCUGACUAACAGUUAUAUCUCGAGCGUUUAUUUAGGUCAUAGUCUCUCUGGUAUUGUCUCUAGCUCUUAUGAUACGACGCGCUGC
Molecule: messenger RNA, 11360 nt
Organism: Vanessa atalanta (red admiral)
Lineage: Eukaryota; Metazoa; Arthropoda; Insecta; Lepidoptera; Nymphalidae
Exons: 19
Coding region: 336-11024 (3562 amino acids)
Biological process (GO): actin cytoskeleton organization
Cellular component (GO): filamentous actin; microtubule organizing center
Molecular function (GO): protein binding
Source: RefSeq, a predicted model, not a curated record